Rasamsonia emersonii CBS 393.64 is the source of this 331-nucleotide messenger RNA. RefSeq lists its product as uncharacterized. Lineage: Eukaryota; Fungi; Ascomycota; Eurotiomycetes; Eurotiales; Trichocomaceae. The annotation marks the transcript as partial. The transcript is spliced from 2 exons. The record is from RefSeq and is a predicted model, not a curated record.
GCCCUCCAGCACCGAUCCUCUCAAGCCCGAUCUCGACCAUGGCUCUGUGGAACAGGUGGAAGAUAUAGCCAUUGACGAUACAGAAUAUCCCAUCUUGCCCCGGGAAACCGCGAAAGAGGCCCUGCCCUUUAUCGAAGCAAGUGAAGUGAGGAAAAGGGAUGGGAAAAAAGACUCCAGGUUAUGGCAAUUUCAUAAAAUACACAAUUCGCGGUAUUUGAAGGCGUACGCAGAGGCGUUUAGAGUUGGACGGACAAAGGGACUUGAGAAUCCGUAUAGAGAGCCACAGCCCAAGGUUAACACACCUCUUAGAUUUGGUGCAAAUGAAUGGUAG